AUGACGGACGCUCCGUCUUCACAAGUGGCCAUGUUGAGUAUCCUUCCAUGGGUUGAGGUGUUUAAAUUUCUGAGUCUGAAAGAUGUGACGCGAUGCUUCAUGGUAAGCAAGGACAACAAUCCAUGGAAGACCAUCAAUCCCGGUGACACUGCCACCACCGGGCCCACCCAGGCAAACGUCUUUCCAGCCAUCAUGGAACUCUUGGGGCGUACAGUGCCAGGUCGAGCUAUUUUGCAUUGUCUUCAGAAGUCACACGAGAUCUUAGUACCAAAACACCUGCACUUGGUGAAUCUAAUUCGAUGUGAUGGGAUUUACAAUGUGAACAAAGUAAUGUACUAUAGGUUCUUUCCAGAUGGCAGAGUGUUCGAAACUCUGAUGUCGUCACCACGUUCGGAAGAAUCUGUGAAAUCUCUGUUUCGGACAGAGGACUAUCUAAACUUGGGAGGAUUUCAACGAAUGGGCACCUAUCAGUGCGAGUUGGUGGCAAGCAGCGACUGGAUGAUGAAGGUGUGUCUGAGUCUUCCCAUUCUCUGGCCAAGAGAACGGCAAGGGAAAACUCGCGAAUUUAAAGGUUGGCUGGGUCGGGAUGGAUGCUUUCGUAUCCGGUUCACUGAUCGCAUGGAUUACCACGAGUGCAUGUUUCUGCAGCUGUAA
Molecule: messenger RNA, 654 nt
Organism: Seminavis robusta
Lineage: Eukaryota; Bacillariophyta; Bacillariophyceae; Naviculales; Naviculaceae
Source: the annotation of a GenBank genome assembly